AUGAGGAAGAAGAAAAGGCUCCGUGAGACGGACGAACUGCCAGCCAUCAACCGUAACACACGCCCAAAGACAUGGAAUGGGACAGCUGGCACAGGUCGUUUGUUUGUGAGAGAAGAGAGGAUGAGGCCGUCUAAACUUUUUUUGUAUGCGACGGGAAAUCUUCGGCGCGCUAGUGGCCUUGGCGCGACUGUGUCUGCCUGA
Messenger RNA from Plenodomus lingam JN3, 201 nucleotides. The record is from RefSeq and is a predicted model, not a curated record. Lineage: Eukaryota; Fungi; Ascomycota; Dothideomycetes; Pleosporales; Leptosphaeriaceae.